Molecule: messenger RNA, 441 nt
Organism: Sphenostylis stenocarpa
Lineage: Eukaryota; Viridiplantae; Streptophyta; Magnoliopsida; Fabales; Fabaceae
Source: the annotation of a GenBank genome assembly
AUGGGUUCAGGUGCAGUACAAUUGUUUCUGAUCUUGGGGCUUCUGGCUACCUCGUGCAUAGCACAAGCCCCAGGUGGUGCACCCGCACAGCCUCCCUCAACCACCCCACCACCACCACCCAUAUCAGCACCAGCACCAGCUCCCACCACCCCUGCGGCUCCUCCACCGCGUACACCAACUCCUACACCUACACCCACACCAGCUGCUCCCGCCCCUACUCCAACUUCGUCUCCUCCUCCUUCACCUACCCCAUCUCAGGCGCCGACCCCUUCUUCUUCCUCUCCACCAGCACCAAGUACACCCAACACACCUGCAUCUGCACCUUCACCCUCAGGUGCCGCCAACACACCACCCCCACCCUCCGCCGCAUUCUCGGUUAGCAAGGCCUUCGUUGCUGGCUCUGCCCUCGCGGGAACCUUCGUGGCGAUGGUUUUGGCUUAA